UGCCGGGGGCGGAAAGCGGUGGAUAAAUUAGUCCGGUCUCAGGAAGCAGUUUCUGCAGCCUAACGGAACUAAGGAUUUCUAACAGAAAGGUUUCUGUCCGGAGCUUGGUAUCUGCUUCCGUUACAGAGCGGAAGUGUGGUUCGCCAGAGGACGACCCUUGGACGAAUUUACUCUCUGCUGUACGCUCGGCAGGAAUCAUGUCGAGCUUGGCGGUCAGAGACCCGGCCAUGGAUCGAUCACUGCGUUCGGUGUUCGUGGGGAACAUUCCGUAUGAGGCGACGGAGGAGCAGUUAAAGGACAUUUUCUCCGAGGUUGGUUCUGUUGUCAGUUUCCGUCUCGUCUACGAUAGAGAGACAGGAAAGCCCAAGGGUUAUGGCUUCUGCGAGUACCAAGACCAGGAGACUGCGCUUAGUGCCAUGCGGAACCUCAAUGGGCGAGAGUUCAGUGGGAGAGCGCUUCGGGUGGACAAUGCUGCCAGUGAAAAGAACAAGGAGGAGUUAAAGAGCUUAGGCCCGGCAGCCCCCAUCAUUGACUCGCCCUAUGGGGACCCUAUUGAUCCAGAAGAUGCUCCAGAAUCGAUUACUAGAGCGGUCGCCAGCCUGCCCCCAGAGCAGAUGUUUGAGCUGAUGAAGCAGAUGAAGUUGUGUGUCCAGAACAGUCACCAGGAAGCUCGAAACAUGCUCCUUCAGAACCCACAGUUGGCCUAUGCGCUGCUGCAGGCACAAGUGGUGAUGAGAAUCAUGGAUCCAGAGAUUGCACUGAAAAUCUUGCAUCGUAAGAUACAUGUCACACCGCUGAUCCCAGGCAAAUCUCAGCCUGUCUCUGGCCCUGGCCCUGGUGGGCCUGGCCCUAGCGGGCCUGGCGGCCCUGGCCCGGGCCCUGCCCCUGGCCUCUGCCAGGGACCUAACGUUAUGUUGAACCAACAGAAUCCUCCUGCCCCACAGCCUCAGCAUUUGCCAAGAAGACCAGUGAAGGACAUUCCGCCUCUGAUGCAGACCUCUAUUCAGGGAGGAAUUCCAGCUCCGGGGCCAAUACCAGCUGCAGUUCCUGGACCUGGACCUGGUUCCUUAACUCCGGGAGGAGCAAUGCAGCCACAAGUUGGCAUGCCAGUGGUUGGUCCAGUGCCCCUAGAGCGAGGACAGAUGCAGAUGUCAGAUCCUAGACCGCCAAUACCUCGUGGACCCAUGCCUUCCGGUGGCAUACCUCCUCGAGGACUACUGGGAGAUGCUCCAAAUGACCCACGUGGAGGGACUUUGCUCUCAGUGACUGGAGACGUAGAGCCCAGAGGUUAUUUGGGACCACCCCACCAGGGUCCCCCAAUGCAUCAUGGUCAUGACAACCGUGGCCCUGCCUCGCAUGAUAUGAGAGGAGGACCAUUAGCAGCAGAUCCCAGAAUGCUAAUUGGAGAGCCCAGAGGUCCCAUGAUAGAUCAAAGAGGUCUUCCUAUGGAUGGUAGAGGAGGCAGAGAAUCUCGAGGGAUGGAGACUCGGCCCAUGGAAACUGAGGUCUUGGAGCCACGCGGAAUGGAAAGAAGGAUGGAGACCUGUGCAAUGGAAACCAGAGGGAUGGAAGCAAGAGGCAUGGAUGCAAGAGGACUAGAGAUGAGGGGCCCUGGCCCUAGUUCCAGAGGUCCGAUGACUGGUGGAAUCCAGGGUCCUGGCCCUAUUAAUAUGGGGGCAGGUGGCCCUCAGGGACCUAGACAGGUUCCAAACAUUGCAGGAGUGGGAAAUCCUGGAGGUGCCAUGCAGGGGGCAGGUAUACAAGGAGCAGGAAUGCAGGGAGCAGGUAUGCAAGGAGGGAUGCAGGGAGCAGGCAUGCAAGGAGGAGGGAUGCAGGGAGCAGGCAUGCAAGGUGGGAUGCAGGCAGCAGGCAUGCAAGGAGGGAUGCAGGCAGCAGGGAUGCAGGGAGGGAUGCAGGGAGCCAGUAAGCAAGGUGGAGGCCAGCCUAGCAGUUUUAGCCCUGGGCAAAGCCAGGUAACUCCACAAGAUCAAGAAAAAGCAGCGUUGAUCAUGCAGGUUCUUCAGCUGACUGCAGAUCAGAUUGCCAUGCUGCCUCCUGAGCAAAGGCAGAGUAUUUUGAUUUUAAAGGAACAAAUCCAGAAAUCCACUGGUGCUUCUUGAAUGGUUUUCAACUGAGAAGUACUUGUUAUUCCUUCAGAGUUCAUUCUGUGGCAUGACGUGGUGCAAAAAGCUGUCCUCUGUGCUCGCACACUUUAACCAUUUAAGGUUUCCUUCUCUCUGGACCUUAAUCUUAUUUCUAGCCGUGUCACUUUCUGCUUUCCUUUAUGUUUCUUGAUGGAGGGUGGGGGUGGAGGGAUGGGCCUGUUCACUCUGUAGCUGUUACCCUACUAGCUACCCUGAAAACAUUCUACAUCAUUCUAAAUAAGGCUAUGAGGAAGAUGCAGCAGUAAUAAUGUCUGCACUUUGUUAACUGCGGUUUAAGAAUACUGAGUAAACUAUGAGCUACGUAAAAAUUGAUAGUGGCUUGUUACAGUAUUGAUAUACUAAGAUAGUUUAAAGGUUUUUGGUUGUAUAUUGAACUAAAUGUCAGAAUGUUAAGAUAUGCUUUUUGGUAAACCAAAAUACUGUAUUUUGGAGGCAGUAGAGUACUGUACUAAAGUUAACUCUUAGUUAUUUUGAAAUUAUUUUGAGAUACUGGAACUAGAAGUCUGCUGUAGGUGUGGGGUUUUUGUUUUGUUUUGUUUAAGCAUUGUUAAUCUGUGAAAAGAUAAUUUUCAUUUAUCUGACUUUUUUUGAGACAAUUAAUAUUCUUGCCAGGUCCCAACUGGUGAUUUUGUAGGACAGUUGUAGCAUCAGCUGAAUGACAUAAAGCCUUCUCUGGGGAGACUAAAGUGAUCUAAUACAUUUCUCUAAAAAAGCCCCAAGCCUGGUUGUAAGUAGUUUUUUCACAUCAUCUUAAAAGAAGCAGUUAGGCAUGGAGAUGGACUUUCUUGAGUCAUGGAGUUUUUUGUUUUUUUGUUUUUGUUUUUUGUUUUUUUUUUUUUCAGUAAGGCUUCCAGGUUUUUGAUAAACCACUAUCCAUACACAGAUGGAAUCCAUUUGGUCAGUAAGAAUCAGAAGUUAAAAAAUCUUAGUCUUUGCAUUUUGACGGGUCUUAGAGUUGGAUAACUUUCACGGAGUACUUUCCUGUUACUACCUUACUAGAACUGAGGCCCAAGAGGACUGAGAGCUCUGCUCAGUUAACUUAAUACUUUAUUUCUUACAACUCUUAACAGCCAUUUGGUCAUAAUAUUCGUUCCUAUGAGAUGUGUUUUAAAAUAAGAGAUUUGGAAUUUAAUACAUUUCCUUUAGAGCUACCCUGCUAUUUUUUUUUGACCUUAAGUGUGGCAUGUAGACACCGUGUCAUAGCUAGUUAAUGAGCAGAAAUAAGCACAAGCUCCCACUUGACCAAGUGACAUUCUUCUGUAGGAAAGUAAAUCCCCAGCUAGAGGGAAGCGUAGCCUUAGGGAAAGAGCUGACCCCAGGCCUUAUUUUCCCCUUGCAAAGUUCCAGCAUUUAAGUGUACAAAGUUUUCAUUCCUAGGCUAUUUUUCACCGAUUAGUUCUUUGUGCUCGUGUUAAACUUCCUGUGGUUUCCUCUGCCUCUCCUCUGCUGAAGUGGGUUUGUGUUUUGUACCUUCGUGCUAGUUCUGGCUAAUUCCAAUUGCUUGCUCCUUUCGAAAUUGCGGUUGCUAGCCCCAAACUUCUUACAGUCUUUGUUAUAAGAAAACCUCUGCAUUGUUUAAUGAAAAUUAAAUAAAAAGGUUGUAUAAUUAA
This is a messenger RNA of Apodemus sylvaticus (European woodmouse), 3775 nucleotides long. RefSeq names its product cleavage stimulation factor subunit 2 tau variant (gene Cstf2t). The record is from RefSeq and is a predicted model, not a curated record. NCBI's taxonomy places the organism in Eukaryota, Metazoa, Chordata, Mammalia, Rodentia, Muridae. Gene Ontology annotation, biological process: mRNA 3'-end processing. Gene Ontology annotation, molecular function: mRNA binding. Gene Ontology annotation, cellular component: mRNA cleavage and polyadenylation specificity factor complex. Bases 198 to 2120 code for a protein of 640 amino acids. The transcript has a single exon.